Molecule: messenger RNA, 273 nt
Organism: Rhizophagus irregularis DAOM 181602=DAOM 197198
Lineage: Eukaryota; Fungi; Glomeromycota; Glomeromycetes; Glomerales; Glomeraceae
Source: RefSeq, a predicted model, not a curated record
GAUUUAAUAUCUGACCUUCAAGAUGCACAUAGAUCAGGACAGGUUCAUCAAAAUUUUCAUAGUGGAAAUAUCUUACGAAAUAAUUAUUUAUAUCACAUUUCAGAUUUUGGAUUAUUCGGAUCAGCAAAUGAAUCAGAUAAUAAAAUAUGUGGAGUAUUACCAUAUAUUGCUCCAGAAGUUUUAAUUGGGAAACCAUACACAUCAUCUUCUGAUAUAUAUAGUUUUGGCGUUAUUAUGGUCGAGUUAUCAUCUGGUUAUCCACCUUUUCAUAAC